AUGGCAACGCCGAAUCAAACAAUCAACAAUGAAAACCGUUCAAGGAUAAUUGAAUCUUGCUUAAAUGGAAACUCACCAUCAGAAAUUGCAAAUAUUCUUGGAUUUAAACGAACUAAAAUCUAUUCGAUUAUUAAAAAAUAUAAAAAUGGUUUGCCGAUAGAACGGCAAUUAAAAGGUGGUUCUAGAAACAAAAAAUUAACAGAAGAAUCCAAGGUACUAAUCAAAAAUUGGAUUGAUGAUGAUUGUGGAGUAACUAUUAUGGAAAUUAAACAAAGACUUUUUGAACAAAAAUCCAUUUCAGUCAGUCAAUCUACUAUAGCAAGAUGCAUUGAUAGUUUUAAUUAUACUUUGAAACGGGUUCACAAUAUUUCAGAGAGAAGAAAUUCGGAAGACGUUAUUAAUGAAAGAGCUACUUAUGCAGAAAGAUUCAUGAACAUUUUGUCUUCUAUAAAUGGCAAUAAAAUAUUCUUUAUUGAUGAAGUAGGAUUUAGUCUUUCAAUGCGAGUUAGAAGAGGACGUUCUUUAGCUGGAAAGAGGGUCACACAAACAGUGACCAAUAUACGGUUAAGAAAUAUUUCCGUCUGUUGUGCAAUGAACAAAAACGGAAUUUUGAAAUAUGAAGCACAAACAAGAGCAUUUAAUACAGAAAGCUUUUUAGAUUUUAUUCGUUUAGUAUUAGCACAAUUAGCUGUUAAUGAAGUUGUUCGAGCUAUCUUAAUUUUAGACAAUGUUCGUUUUCAUAAAACUGCUGUUGUUCAUAAUGAAAUAGUACGUGCUGGGCAUUCUUUGAUAUUUUUACCUCCAUAUUCCCCCUUUUUAAACCCUAUUGAAAAUAUGUUUUCUGAAUGGAAACAGUUUAUCAGAAGAUGUUCGUCUAGGACUGAGGACGAACUGCUUGAAAAUAUACAAAACGGUGAAUUGAAUAUUACUAGCACAAACUGUAAUAAUUAUUUUGCGCACGUACUGAGGUAUAUGAUUCCGUGUUCAAGAAGAGAACCAGUUAUUGAAGAAUAAACUUACUUUUGUAAUUUUUGUUUUUACUAGCGAAUAUUUGCAAUUACAAUACUUUAUAUACGAUAAUUUUUUUGUUUAGAUUUUAGUUUGUAUCCAAACUAAAAAAUUAUAUUAUCUAAAUGAAUUUAGA
Messenger RNA from Hydra vulgaris (swiftwater hydra), 1144 nucleotides. RefSeq lists its product as uncharacterized. Gene Ontology annotation, biological process: regulation of DNA-templated transcription. Gene Ontology annotation, molecular function: DNA binding. The record is from RefSeq and is a predicted model, not a curated record. Lineage: Eukaryota; Metazoa; Cnidaria; Hydrozoa; Anthoathecata; Hydridae.